AUGGGAGUACCCACCUUUUACAGAUGGCUAGUUACAAGGUAUCCAAAAAUAGCCAAAGCAGUUUACGAGACCAGAGAUAGUGAUGUGUAUUCAAGAAGAACAAAAUAUGAUGAGAAUGGAGAAUAUUUUAAAGUACACGAUUUAAAUGAUUAUGUUAAUAAUACAGAUGAAUUACAUUGUUCAGAUAAUAUCAAUGGAUAUUUCGAUAAUAUGUAUUUAGAUAUGAAUGGAAUUAUUCACUUAUGUUCACAUAGUGAUAAUAGUAAAAGAGCAAAAAGUAAUGAAGAAAUAUUUCUGAAUGUUUUUUUAUAUGUAGAAAGAUUAUUUGAUAUUAUAGAACCCAAGAAACUUCUUUAUAUGGCUAUUGAUGGUGUUGCACCUAAAGCAAAAAUGAAUCAACAAAGAAGUAGAAGAUUUAAAUCUAUAUCAUGUUCAGAAAUAGAAAAGAGAGCAUAUUUAGAAUUAAAGGAACGUUUUAUAGCUGAAAAUAAAAUGGUACCUGAGGAAACAACCUAUUGGGAUAGUAAUGUUAUAACUCCAGGUACUGAAUUUAUGCAUGAAUUAUCUAUUGCUUUAAAAUAUUUUAUUGAACACAAAAUUACAAAUGAUGAAAAAUGGAAAAAUGUUGUUGUUAUAUUUUCUGAUUCUAAUGUAUGCGGAGAAGGAGAACAUAAAAUAUUUAAUUUUAUAAAAUCGCAAAGAGCACAACCAGGUUAUGAUCCAAAUACUAGACAUGUAAUACACGGGAUGGAUGCUGAUUUAAUUAUGCUUUCUUUAGCUAGUCAUGAACCAUAUUUUUAUAUAUUAAGAGAAAUUAUUGAUUUAGACCCGAAAUCUGAAGAAAAAGAAAAAACGAAAAAAAAAGAUUAUGUAGGUAUGCUUAAAAGUUAUGAUGAUUUACAUUUCUGUACUAGAUAUACUAAAAAAGAAAAAAAAUUAUUUAAUAAAUAUAAUGAUCCAAAUUAUGCUAAUGUUACGAUUAGUAAGAAUGCGUCACUUAAUUAUGAAUAUUGGAAUGAAUUGCAAAUUCUGGAUUUAACCAUAUUAAGAGAAUACUUAUUAAAAGAUCUAUUUUUUGAUACAAGCUUUAAUAUGGAAAGAUGUAUAGAUGAUUUUAUAUUUAUUUGUUUUUUUUGUGGAAAUGAUUUCUUACCUCAUUUACCAUCCAUUUCUAUAGCAGGAGGAAGUAUAGAUCAAUUAAUAUUAUUAUAUCAAAAGGUUCUACCAACAUUAGGAGAUUAUUUAAUUAAUGAAGGUUCUAUUAAUUUAAAAUCUUUUACAAAAUAUAUAUCUUUCAUAGCGGAGGUGGAAAGGGAAACCUUUGUUUCUCAAUAUGAUUUCAAGAAGAAAAGAGAAAAAAGAGAAUUACAACAAAAGGAUUCAUUAAAAAGAGCGAAAUGUGUUGAUGAUCCAACAGAUCAGGUUCUACAGCAUUUAGAAAAAUCAGAUGUAAACAACAAGACAAAUAAAGUUCAACAAGGUGAAAUUAAUACUAAUAAAGGACCUAAUAGUAUGUUAGCAAAUAAAUCGGAAAAUAUUACAACUCCUGCAUCUAGUCUUGUUUCAAAAAAAAUGUUAUAUGAAAGUAAAAUUCAAAGUAUGCAGCCUAUGAGAAAUAUUAAGUAUAAAGAUAAGAAAGGUGAAAAAAGUAUUAAUUUUCUAGUUCGCCCUGUUUCAAAUGUUGAGAAACCUAUAAAUAAUGAACAAGAGGAAGAUCACUCAUUGAAUAGUGAUUUAUUACAAAAAGGUGAAACAUUUUUUAAUAAUGAUACAUUACAAGAUGGUGAUACCCUACAAAAUAAUAAUAAUAAUAAUGAUAAUAAUAAUGAUAAUGAUAAUACUAAUGAACAUAAUAAUAAUAAUAAUGAUAAUACUAAUGAACAUAAUAAUAAUAAUAAUAAUAAUAAUAAUGAUAAUACUAAUGAACAUAAUAAUAAUAAUAAUGAUAAUAGUUUAUUUUCUAAUAACGAUAUAUUCUCAAAUAAUGAUGCAUGUAAUUAUAAUGACACAUUUUCUAAUAAUGAUACUUUAUCGAAUACUGAGGUGUUACCAAAAGAUUCAUAUGAUGAAAAUAAAAAAUUAGAUGAUAUUAACGAAUUCAAUUUAUUAUUAAAAGAAGCUAUUAAAAAAGCAAACGAAUGUGAAAAUCCAAAAGAGGAUGUAGAAUUAGGAGGAGAUGAAAAUCCAGAUAUUAUAAGAAUGAAAUAUUAUAAAUCUAAAUUUCAUUUAGAUGAUAAUGAUGCUAUAGAAGAUUUUAUUAAAGAUGUUGUUUAUAAAUAUGUUGAAGGAUUAGCUUGGGUUCUGGCAUAUUAUUUUCAAUCUUGUCCUAUGUGGCAUUGGUAUUAUCCAUAUUAUUAUGCUCCAUUAUCUUCAGAUUUAAUUAUUGAUAAUAUAACUUUUAAUUUUGAAAAAGAUGAACCAUUAUUACCAUUCGAACAAUUAUUAUGUGUCUUACCAGCUAAUUCAAGCCAUUGUUUACCAAAAAUGUAUAAACAAUUAAUGUUACAUAAAGAUUCACCAAUUAUCGAUUUUUAUCCUCAUACUUUUAAAGAAGAAGAAAAUGGGAAAAAAUAUAAAUACCAGUGGAUUAUAUUACUUCCAUUUGUAGAUAAGGAUAGAAUAAUUAAACACGCAAGACCUUUACAUGAUACAUUAAAUAAUGAUGAAAAAAAAAGAAAUAGGAGGGGUCUCAAUAAAAUAUAUGUUAGCUCAAAUCAUCCAUUAUCGAAAACAAUAACAAAAUCUAUUAAAAAUUAUUUAAAAGAAGUUAAAGAAAAGGAAUCCUUAAAAAAUGAAGAUGCAUUAAUAAAUAUGCAAAAUAAAGAAGAUAUUGAAUAUUCCCAUAAUGCUGAACGAAAUGAAGCUAAUAUGAAUGAUGAAGAACACGAUAAUGAAGAAAAGGACACUGUAAGUAAUAAUAAUAAUAAUAAUAAUAAUAAUGAAAAGCAGAAUAUAAUCAACAAAAAUGAUAACAAUAACAACAACAAGAACAAUACAUAUGAUGUUUAUUUUAAAAAUAUGAAUAUAACCAUUCCAAUAACUACCAACAGAAAUGUUAAUCUCUUUGGAUAUUUAAAUUGUAAACAUGAAGAAAGUGAUGUACAUAUACUUAAAAAAAUAUUUAAAUUCUCAUCGAACUUUUCAUCAACUUGUAAUAGUGCGUUCUAUUUACAACCAGAAUUUGAAAAACAUUCAUCAGCACUCUUGAAGAACCAUAUUAGACCCAAAAAUGUUUUAAAUGUACUAGAUAUAAAUAACGAAGAAAGAAAAUUAAGAUUUAACGCACCAGCUGCUAAAAGGAUGAUUUUAAAUAGUUUAAGCAAUAAUCAUCCACAAAUCUAUUCUUUCACCAAAUAUAACCAAUCAAGAAAUCAAGAAACGAAUCAUCAUUAUCAUAAUCCUAAUAAUUAUUCAAAUGAUCCUAGGUUAAAUAAUGCUUACCAUUAUAAUAAUAAAGUAAGAGAUAAUAUGCAUAAUUAUAAUAAUAGUGCAAAUUAUAAUUAUACAAAGACACCAAAAAAUUAUAAUUAUCAUCAUAAUCAAAAUUUCCAAGAUCAAAAUUAUAAUAAUAAUUUCCCAAACUUGUCACAUAAAAAUAAUAAUAUGUAUCAAAUGCCAAAAAAAAAUGUCACAUAUUCACAUGAACAUAAAAAAGAUGUAACUUAUAAUAAUUAUAAUAAUUCUAGAAAUACAUAUAAUAAAGAUAAUACAAAUUACGAAUCCCCAUAUAACGUGUCAUACAAUUCUCAUUAUAAUAAUAAUAAUUAUAUCAAGCAUAAAAAUGAUCCCAAGUCAUUCUCAAAUAAUAAUAUAUAUAAUAAUAAUCCCCCUCAUAGUUAUCAUCAUAAUAAUUAUAAAAACUAUAGUAAUAAUUAUCAUAAUUACCACAACGAAGGAAAUUAUUAUAAAAAGGAUCCCUACCAUAACAACAGCAGCAAUUAUAAUAAUAACACAACUGGAACAAAUAAAAAAAAUAACUACUAUAAUAAUAGAUCAAUGCCUUAUAAGGAUAAAUGA
This is a messenger RNA of Plasmodium reichenowi, 4017 nucleotides long. Its product is annotated as exoribonuclease, putative. Gene Ontology annotation, biological process: nuclear-transcribed mRNA catabolic process. Gene Ontology annotation, cellular component: nucleus. The transcript has a single exon. Bases 1 to 4017 code for a protein of 1338 amino acids. Gene Ontology annotation, molecular function: RNA binding; 5'-3' RNA exonuclease activity. The record is from RefSeq and is a predicted model, not a curated record. NCBI's taxonomy places the organism in Eukaryota, Apicomplexa, Aconoidasida, Haemosporida, Plasmodiidae.